Messenger RNA from Rotaria socialis, 2976 nucleotides. NCBI's taxonomy places the organism in Eukaryota, Metazoa, Rotifera, Eurotatoria, Philodinida, Philodinidae. The record is from the annotation of a GenBank genome assembly.
AUGGUGUUAGAUGCAAAUAUUCUAAAAGAAAAAUUAAUUGAAGCUUGGAAAUUACGUUCUAAUGAAACAAGUUUUUCAGCUUCACUUGGACCAUUAAUUGCAGAAUGUCGGUCUGAAGAAGAGUUUCGUUCAUUAUUCACUUCACAAAUUCUCGCACAUAUUGAUUCAGCAAUAUCUUCUAAUCUUCUUCAGUCCUAUUUUAAAUUUCAUGCAAGAUCUGGCUAUAUAAAUGAAUCAUUAGUUAUUGAACGUCUUCUGUCUUUAACACCAUUAUCAUCAUCAGUAACAACAGAUGAUGUUCAAAUUAAAUUUUUACUCGAAUUGCUAUUUGAAAUUCUUAAAUCAAUGAAUAUUACAGCUGAACAAGCACCUCGCCUUGGUAAACAAUUAAAUUUACUUGCUAAAUGGCUUUGUUCAGCACUAUGUAUUUAUUCAAACCAAUUAAAUAUAAAUGAACAAAUGAAUACAAAGGAAAAAGAGAUGCUUGUAUUAAUUUCAAAUUUAUUUCUUUUAUUAUUUACAAAUACAACUUAUUAUUGUCUUUGGUUAAUGAUAAUUAAAGCACAAAAAGAACAAAAUGAAUGGAAACAAUUACAAGAACGCUUAGAACUUAUUUCAAAAAGCAUACCAAAUGGAGAAAAUAGUAGACCAGAUGUUUAUGAACAAAUUCUUUUUAAAAUAACUCGUCUUCAUUUAUCUGAAGAAUUUCAUCAAGAAGAUAUUGAAUUUAAUGUAUCAAUUUUCAAUCCUAUUGUUUCAAUGCUUGUUAUUAAUAAACUUCAUAAAUCAUCAUCAGUUCUUCUAUUAAUUCUUCGUUUCUAUGAACACGUAUCAACAACAUCAAAUCCAUCGCUAAUAUAUCUUCGUCUACUUCAAGCAUCAUUUGGUGGUUAUCUUUCAUCAAUAUCAACAAAUAAUAGUGAAUAUCAACAACGUUGGUCAGCAUACAUACAUUUUCAAUUACCAAGAAUUUUAGCAUCAUGUCUUGAAACACAGUUUGAUAUAAUCAAACAAUCCAUUGAAACAUUUUUAUUGCAUAACGAAUAUUUACUCAAUCGUAUGGAUGAAUUAUGUUUAGAGAAUGUUUUCGAAAAAUUUUUUCAAACAACAUUAAGCUAUACUAAAAUCGAUGUAAAAGAAAAAAAUGACAAUAAAAUUAAUCAACUAAUUUUUUAUAUACAACAAAUUCGUCUACCAUAUAUACAACAGAUUCAACGAUAUUAUCAAAAUCAUCAAAUAAAUUCUUAUCCAUUUCAAGUUCUUCAAUUACAACGUUCAUUAGAAAAAUCUCUACAAAAAUGUUUCUCAACACCAAAUGAUAGUGAAAAUCUACAAAAUUUAAUCAAUAGUUUAACUGAUUAUAUUCCAUUAAUAUGUGCACUUGAUCAAUAUUAUGAUUUUGUUCAUUUACUUUUAUCUUAUACGCAAACACAAUUUGAUCUUGCUUUAUACGUACUUUGUUAUAUAACAUCGAUCACAGAUGAUACAUCAGAAGAUUUUGGUCAAAUAAAUAUUAGUUUUGAUAAGACAUCAUCAUCGUAUGUUGUUUAUGUGUGGCUAAAAAAAUAUUGGUUAUCACGUCAUUUUGGUCAUGCUUUAUUUGCGUCAUCACUUCAUUCAAUGGAUUUCCUCUCAACAAUUAACGGUUCACUUGAUGAUGAUGCAUCAUCAACAGCAAAAGAAGAAUUUCUAUUGGAUAUUAAAAAUUUUAAUAGUGAAAAUAUACAAACAAAAUAUUCAAACAUUGAAUAUUUAUCAAAAACAAUUUAUUUUCUUGGAGAACUUCAAUCAUUAUCAUUAACGGAAACAAAAGAUAUGGUUUCUCAAUUAAUUAAAUAUUUAACUCAUGUUUCGUAUGGAUCACUUUUACAUGUACUUCUUUGGCUCGUAGCAAAUUAUCAAAUAGCUAAUGAUGAUGAAAAAUCAUGGAUUCAAGAUACUAUUCAUACGAUGGGUUCUACAGGCGAUUCCAAUUCAACAAUAGUCUCAUUACUCGAUGCUAUUAAGCGUCAAUUAUGGUCAGAUUAUAUCGAUAAUCCGUUAGUCUCGUAUUAUUCUAUCGGAUCAGGUUUUUCCACUAUAGUCAAUAAUCUAUCCUUAACAUCCUCACAAACAUCUACAUCAAUAAUUCAAACAUUAUUUGAAACAUACAUUACUAAUGAAUUUCUUAAUUGUGAACAAUCCCGUGCAUUAUAUAUUUGUUCAAAAUAUGUUCCAAUAGAUUCCUUAGUUGUACGUCUAUUAACCAAUAUAAACACAUCAAAUGGAAUAUAUGAAACGGGUCGUGCACUUUAUUUUAUAUUAGGCUUAAUUCUAUUUCGACGACGUUCAUCAACACGUUGUUUAUUAAAACAAGUUUUACCUUAUCUAUUUAAUGUAAAAUCAAAUGAAUUUAUGCUUGAACCAAAUGUUUAUACAACAUGUUUCAUUUUGAAUAUUCUACUUGCACUUGAACUCAAUCAAUAUGACAAUCAAUUACAAGAUUCAUUUCGUGUUAAAUCAUGGAAGGAAAUGUAUUCCAUGGAUGAUGUUAUACCGAAAUAUGACGAUACAAGUGUUAUUGAUGCUUAUUAUACUCUAUUAAAUUCUUCCUCGGAAGAAUUAUUUUCAAGUGAAACACUUCGACCAGUUAAUUAUUUUCUUGGUUGGUUUCAAACGAUUCUCUGGAUGUUUAGUCGUACAGUGAAAUCAUUAAAACCAUUCGUCAAACCAAAACUUGUUGCUCAAUUAUCGGAAUAUUUACCAUUGCAAUUUCCUAUUGAAAAAGCUCUCAGUAUAUUAGAAUUAUCUGAUAAUAUUGAAAUUGAAUAUGCUACAAUGGUUAUAACACGUGAUUAUACUCGUUUAAAAACAUUAAGCCGAAGAACAACACGAACACUUGUACAUAAUCAGCAAUUAACUAUUAAUGAUAAUACUUUAACAAUAACAUCGACGAACAUAUCAAAGAAUGUAUUUUCAAUACCAAAAAAUCUUUAG